This is a messenger RNA of Besnoitia besnoiti, 2592 nucleotides long. RefSeq names its product putative M phase phosphoprotein MPP10. Lineage: Eukaryota; Apicomplexa; Conoidasida; Eucoccidiorida; Sarcocystidae. The transcript has a single exon. Gene Ontology annotation, cellular component: sno(s)RNA-containing ribonucleoprotein complex; small-subunit processome; nucleus. The record is from RefSeq and is a predicted model, not a curated record. Gene Ontology annotation, biological process: rRNA processing. Bases 1 to 2592 code for a protein of 863 amino acids.
AUGGCUCCAGAACAGAGCGGCGUCUCCGCCGUCCUUCCUUCGCGCGCGAGGGCGGCCGAUGGCGCAGCGGAAGCUCCAGCGGGGGUCCCUGUGGGUCGCUCAGAGAAGGAAGCCUCGCCUGAGGAAGCGUGGCUGGACGCGGUCGCGGAGGAGCCCCUCUGUCUGUUGCUGAGUGAAGGCGAAACGCUGUCGCAACGCAGGAGAGCCCUGGAGAUGACACUUCGCCACCUGGACAGUCUGAUUCAGUCGACUGGAGCCGGCACCGCGGUUGUCGGCGGCUGCGGAGCGCGGGCACCUAGGUCCUUCACUUCGCUGCUGCUGCGGAAUUUGAGCCGCGGUGGCGAGAGCGACGCAGAGGACGAGGCGGAUGCGCAGGGCGAAGAGGCGGGUGGGAGCCGCGGAGAGGGCGCGCUGGCAGCGCCUGCGCGCGAGGCUGCGUCGGCGGACGUGUCCGUGCAGCACGUUUGGGCCCUCAUUGAUGCGGAGGGGAAACGGCUGCUGCGGAAGCUGAGAAAGAAGGUGAAGGACCUGCACACGGCAGAAAUGACCAGCCGACGAGGCCUGAAGCGGAGUCGAAAGCAGCGGCGCCGACGGGCGGAAGACGCGGACGACGGCAGGCCGUCUGCCGCACCAGAGUUCUUCCAGGAUGCCGCAGAGGGCCGGCGGUGGCAAGACCGGUUCCUUUGGCUGCUUCCCUUCGAAGAGGAAGAAAUCCAGGAGAGCGACUCCGACAGAGAGGCAGACGACGAAGAGACGCCAUCGGAGGACGAUGAAGAGGGACAAAGCGACAAUGACGCCAGUCCGGCUAGGCGGGUGGGAGCCGGCAGCGAAUCCGAGGGGGAGGAGGAUGCUGCGGAAGACGCGGCGUCUGACUCUGAGGUCGACGCAAGCGACGCGGAAAGUGAAGCUGCCGAAGGCGAGGAAGGGGCAGAUGAGACGCAGAAGGUGGAGGAGGACCAGUUUUUCUCCAUGGAAGCCAUGCGACGUUUCAUCCUCCAAGAAGAAGAGAAGGAGCGCAAGAGACAAGAUGCGGAAAAGGACAAAUCGCUCGCUUCCGCGGACGAAUUGGACGAGGACGACGGCGAGGACGUUGACAUGCUUCUGGAGGAAGCCGAGGAUGAUGACGAAGAAGCGCGAAACCUGAAGUACUCAGACUUCUUCGAUGCGCCGUCCGGCGAAGGUCUCGGCGACGACGACAGAGUUUCUUCGGCGAAGCGCAGGAAGAGAGCCACCAGGGUUUCCGAUGACGAGGAUUCGCAGGACGAGGACGCGUGUGAAGAGGAGGAGGAAGGUUUCAAGUUCGAGGAUGGCGAGAUGGACGAAGAAGAGCGGCGCCUGCAGCGGGAGCUAGACCGGCUGGAGCGUCGGCUCCGGGAAGACGCAGAAGAGGCGCGUCAGCAGCGUCGCGAGAAGGGGAAAAAAGGCGCAGACGCGGAGGGCAACAGCGACGAAGAGGGCGCCAGCGAUGCCUCGAGUGCCUUUUCUGACGCAGCUGAGGACGACGACCGUGGCGAAGACCGCAAGAACCUCCGGCACGCUUCUCUGCGCGAAGUCAUGGCGCACUCCGCGGCUUUGCAAAGUGACAUCGACAAGCUGGAGCAGGAGCUUGUGGCGAAGAAGGCUUGGAAUCUUCAGGGAGAGGCCUGGGCGAAGCAGCGCCCUCGGAACGCGCUUCUCGAUGUCGGGCCCCUCGAUCUCCCUCUGCUGACAUCUUCUGUGAAGGAUGACCAGGCCGCGGAACUGGAUGACAGGCUUGGAACGCUCGGUGAGGAAGAGACAGACGAAGAGCAGGGCGGCACGCAGAAGAUCAGCAAGCUCAGUGAGUACAUUGAAAAGAUCCUGAGGCAGCGCAUCGAGGAGAAUCUCUUUGAUGAUGUCAUUCGGCGCGCCGUCGUCCCGCCAAACCAAAUGAAGAAGGGCGACGACGCGACUGUGGAACUAGAUAUGGAGAAGAGCAAAGUCGGGUUGGGCGAUCUGUACGCGAUGGAAUACGAGCAGAAGCUCAUGGGAGGUGCGGGCGGCAGCGGAAAGGUGUCCGCAGAAGAAAAGCAGAAGGCGGAGCUGCUGGAAAUGUUUGGGGAGUUGAUGUACAAGUUAGACUGCCUGAGCAACAUGAGCUUCCGGCCUGCGCCGCCAGCGGUAGCCGAGAAGGCGAAGUUAGGCAGCGGAGACGGCGGCGUCGCCGCGGUUCAGGUAGAAGAGGCCGUGCCGGUGCUCCACAGCGAUGCCUUGAGGAAGGCGCCGGAGGAGCUCAGGAAGGCACCGAAGCAGAAAGACAAGAGCGAGAUGACGCAGGCCGAGCGCAAGGCGGAGCGGCGGAACAAGAAGGAGCGACGCCGCAAGCGCGUGCUAGGGCAAGUCAGACGCGGAGAGCUGACGAAGGAAGGCCUCAAGGAAAGGGAGACCAAGAUUGCGGCGAAGAACAAACAACAAAAGGAGAACCGGCUCAGCAAGAAGCAGACUGGACUAACGCAACAGGAAGCCAUUGCAGAGCUUAGAAAGAAUCAGAGAAGAGUAAAGAUCCAGGAACUCCUCAGCGAUGCGAUGAAAGCUGCGCGAUCGGAACGCCGUCAGAAAGCGGGUUCCAAGUAG